AUUCACUCUAAAUCUUCAUUUUCUUUUUGCCACUUCUCUUAACCAUCUUCUUCUUCUUCAACCCCUAUCUUUGCUCUUCUGAACUACAUACAUCAGCUCAAAGGGAAAAGUGAGCUUUUUGUGUUUGUCGAUUGACAGUAAGUAAUAAAGUUAAGAGUUAAGCGAGAAGCAUGAAGGAGAGUACCGGGAGGAAGCAGGGAGCAGCAUCGCCGUGUGCAGCAUGCAAGCUCCUAAGGAGAAGGUGCGCCCAAGACUGUGUAUUUGCUCCUUAUUUUCCAGCUGAUGAGCCCCAAAAGUUCGCCAAUGUGCACAAGGUGUUCGGUGCUAGCAAUGUCAACAAGAUGCUUCAGGAGUUGCCGGUCCACCAACGAGGCGAUGCGGUUAGCAGCAUUGUAUAUGAGGCGAACGCCAGGAUCCGUGAUCCGGUUUACGGCUGCGUGGGAGCGAUAUCAUCACUGCAGCAGCAGAUAGACACCCUUCAGACCCAGUUGGCACUGGCACAGGCAGAGGUGGUGCACCUCCAGGCAUCCUAUCCGCAUGGGUUCGGCACGACAAGCCCGAGUGAUAGUGGGUCACCCCCAUCAAAGCUCAUGGGCUCACAAGGCAUGCCCAUUUUUGACAUGGAUUUGGUAAUGGACCAGACUAGCCUGGGCGAGCCAAUGUGGUCAUGCUAGCUUAAUCAUGUAUGUCUCCCAGGUUACAUUUUUAUUUAGUCAUUUAUUAGUAGAGAAGUUGGGUGGUGGCUAUGGCGGCGGCUAGGUUUUAAGAGUCUUUGGUCAUUAAUCGUAUAAUGUACACAUAUAAUUAAUUUAAACUUCAUAUAUAAUGGAUUGAAGCUAGCGUAUGAAUUUCUCCAUCUUUG
Molecule: messenger RNA, 862 nt
Organism: Hibiscus syriacus
Lineage: Eukaryota; Viridiplantae; Streptophyta; Magnoliopsida; Malvales; Malvaceae
Product: LOB domain-containing protein 4-like
Exons: 2
Coding region: 171-674 (167 amino acids)
Source: RefSeq, a predicted model, not a curated record